AUCACCAUCCCAUAAUAGUUGUCUCUCAUAAUCCAUCCCAUAAUAGUUUCCGCCUCGCUAGUUCGCUGUCCCUCAGUUGGAACAUUACCAGCAAAUAGUUGCCAGAAUAGUUGUUCUUUUCACCUCAGUGGAGCACUAUCUUAUCGGGACAGUCAUGUUUGUGUAUCAUCGAUAUUUAUGCGUCCAUGAAACUGAAAACACCAUCAGCCAUGUCCUCCGUCAGCAGCUCAAACACAGUUUUUGCCUUGGAGCUGUUCCGCACUCUGAGCCAAGCAAACCCUGCUGGGAACAUCUUUGUCUCUCCUCUGAGCAUCAGCUCAGCCCUGGCCAUGGUCUACCUGGGAGCCAAAGGCGACACCGCUGCUCAGAUGGCAAAGGUCCUCUCAUUCAGCUCAGGUGAAGGCGUCCAUGCAGACCUGCAGAAACUGAACGCUGACAUCAACUCACCAUCUGCAUCAUACAUCCUGAAACUAGCCAACCGUCUUUAUGGAGAAAACACUGCCCACUUCCUCCCAACUUUCCUUGAAGCCACACAGAAGUACUACCAGGCAGACCUGAAGGCUGUGGACUUCAUCGGAGCUCCAGAGGCGUGCAGAGCAGAGAUCAACAGCUGGGUGGAGCAGCAGACAGAAAAUAAGAUAAAAGAGCUUCUGAAGCCAGGAACAGUCAGCUCAGAGACCAAACUGGCUCUGGUCAAUGCCUUCCUGCCCUCGUCAUUAGCUCCGUGCAGCCUGACGCCGCUAACGGAAGCAUUCACCCGGGCCUGUCCUACGCAGCAGGGUUUUGGCUUAUCCAGGAAAACACCAUCAGCCAUGUCCUCCGUCAGCAGCUCAAACACAGUUUUUGCCUUGGAGCUGUUCCGCACUCUGAGCCAAGCAAACCCUGCUGGGAACAUCUUUGUCUCUCCUCUGAGCAUCAGCUCAGCCCUGGCCAUGGUCUACCUGGGAGCCAAAGGCGACACCGCUGCUCAGAUGGCAAAGGUCCUCUCAUUCAGCUCAGGUGAAGGCGUCCAUGCAGACCUGCAGAAACUGAACGCUGACAUCAACUCACCAUCUGCAUCAUACAUCCUGAAACUAGCCAACCGUCUUUAUGGAGAAAACACUGCCCACUUCCUCCCAACUUUCCUUGAAGCCGCACAGAAGUACUACCAGGCAGACCUGAAGGCUGUGGACUUCAUCGGAGCUCCAGAGGCGUGCAGAGCAGAGAUCAACAGCUGGGUGGAGCAGCAGACAGAAAAUAAGAUAAAAGAGCUUCUGAAGCCAGGAACAGUCAGCUCAGAGACCAAACUGGCUCUGGUCAAUGCCAUCUACUUCAAGGGAAACUGGAAGAGUCCCUUUGAUAAGGCAGACACCAAAGAGAUGCCCUUCAAAGUCAAACAGAAUAUGACCGUACCAGUCCAGAUGAUGUACCAGAUGGAGACGCUGCCCUACAACCACAUUCGUGACCAUGGUCUGCAGAUCCUGGAGCUGCCGUAUGUGGAUGAGGAGCUCAGCAUGUUCAUUCUGCUGCCUGACGAGUCCUCAGACGGCUCAGAUGCUCUGCUGAAGCUGGAGAAUGAGCUAACACAAGAGAGGCUGGACGAAUGGACCAACAGGAACAACAUGGACGUUGAGUCAGAAGUUUUCCUUCACCUGCCAAAGUUCAAGCUGGAGGAAGACUACGAGCUGAACGAGCCUCUCACUCAACUGGGCAUGAAGGACGUGUUCUGUGGAGGAAGAGCUGACCUGUCUGGCAUGAACGGUGAAGGGGGACUCUUCCUGUCUACGGUGGCCCACAAGGCCUUUGUGGAGGUGAACGAGGAGGGCACAGAAGCUGCUGCAGCCACAGGUGGCAUUGUGAUGCUUUGUUCCAUGCCGAGAUUGGUGCAAUUCACAGCAGAUCACCCCUUCCUCUUCUUCAUCAGGCACAAUCAGACCAAGUCCAUCCUGUUCCUUGGCAGAUUCUCAUCUCCUCAGUAAACAGAAGCACCAGAAGAAGAUCGUGGACCAGUUCAAAUAAAAUGUCUUUGAAACAAUAUAAAUGAAA
Molecule: messenger RNA, 2025 nt
Organism: Archocentrus centrarchus (flier cichlid)
Lineage: Eukaryota; Metazoa; Chordata; Actinopteri; Cichliformes; Cichlidae
Product: leukocyte elastase inhibitor-like
Exons: 12
Coding region: 186-1958 (590 amino acids)
Biological process (GO): negative regulation of endopeptidase activity
Molecular function (GO): serine-type endopeptidase inhibitor activity
Source: RefSeq, a predicted model, not a curated record